AUGACGCAAAUCCACCCAUUGAUAUCCAAAAUCUUCUCUUCCUCUUCGAUCCCAUUAUCGGAACUUCAACCCUCUUCUUCUAGAGGAGUAUACCUCCAUACCCCUACUUCGAGAAAGUACUUCACAAAGGUACAAUCUGAUGUCAAACAAAUGAGAGGGGAGAUAGAAGGAUUGAGAGCAAUGGGAAUCACUUCACCUGGAUUAGUACCUAAAGUAAUUGGAUUUGAGAUUGCAUCUGAUAACAAAGAAAGUGGAAUGGUAACUCAAUACUUCGAUUUGGGAUCAUCACCUUCUGGUUCCAAAUUGCAAAGAGAGCUAGGGGAGAAAUUAGCUAAAAUGCAUAAUCCCCCUUCUACAUCUUCGGCUUCCGAUAUCCCAGCUGAAGAGGCGGGAAUGGGAGGGGGAGGGUAUAAUGGGAAAUAUGGAUUCGGUUGUGAUACGCAUUGCGGAGUGACUAAACAGGAUAACAAAUGGGAAGGGAGCUGGGAAGUAUUUUUCAGGGAUAGGAGGCUGGGCGAUUUAGUCAAGAGGAUAGGUGACAGUUCAAUAAACAAAGAAUGGGAAUUGAUGAAAGACAAGGCGAUACCGCUAUUGCUAAAUUCUUUCGAUCCACCUCCCAAACCAGUCAUUUUACAUGGGGAUUUAUGGUCUGGAAAUAAGGGAUAUGACACGAUCACUUCAUCAGCUGUCAUAUAUGAUCCUGCUAGUUAUUACGGUCAUAACGAAGCUGACUUGGGUAUAACUCAUAUGUUUGGAGGCUUCUCGAAAGAUUUUUAUGACGCAUACCAUGCGAUCCAUCCAAAGAGCCAGCCGUAUCAUGACCAAAGGCAGAAACUGUAUGAACUGUAUCAUCAUCUGAACCACACUCUCAUGUUUGGAGGUGGCUACAAAUCAGGCGCUUUAUCAAUCAUGCGAUCUCUGAAUACUUGGGCCAGAGAUAAGGGGGAAUGA
Molecule: messenger RNA, 951 nt
Organism: Kwoniella shivajii
Lineage: Eukaryota; Fungi; Basidiomycota; Tremellomycetes; Tremellales; Cryptococcaceae
Exons: 4
Coding region: 1-951 (316 amino acids)
Source: RefSeq, a predicted model, not a curated record